UUUUAAAUCCUUCGCAUCUGCCACUCCCCGCGUACCAUAUCCUGUGGUGACCAAACACGCGGCCACCGGGGUCUGUCUCCUCCCUGGAUCGGGGGGUAUUUUAUUCUUUUCCAGGGAGGGCGAGCGAGUAAGAUUAAAAAUAAUUUACUGACAGAGGGAACGAUCUUGGCGGACAGACCGUCCUAAAGUUGCAAAAUAUGCGGAAAGGAAUUCCAGCAGCUCCGGGGAGAGCCUCGGCUGGAGUUGGGGGUUCACCGGCGACCAGCGGGCUCUUUGCCGUUCUCUCCGGGCACGGUAGCCUACAGGAGCGGGCGGCGGGCAAGAGCGUCGGUGCCGGCGGCCUCGGGGUCCGGGUUUUACCGCAAGCGGCAGCCGAUGGCUUCUCUAGUCCUCGCGGUGCGGCGAGCAGACCGGGAUUGGCACCGUCUACUCCGGGAAGGACUCCGGCAAAGAGGAGACUGGAGCUGGAAGAAAGUGAUCACCAGUACCUGGCUACUAACAUUUGCACUCCAAAGGGAAAAGGAAGGGUUACAAUGAGAAGCCCAAAUAGUCCAAAAACUCCCAGGUCUCCAUCAGAGAAAACUCGCUACAAUACAUCACUGGUUCCACUCACAAAGAAUGUUGUUCAGCUCUUGAGCCAGUCUUCUGAUGGAGUGUUGGACUUAAAUCGAGCAGCAGAGGUCUUAAAUGUGCCAAAGCGAAGGAUUUAUGACAUCACAAAUGUGUUGGAGGGUAUUCAUCUCAUUGAGAAGAAAUCAAAAAAUAAUGUUCAAUGGAUGGGUUGCAGCCUGAUGGACAAUGAUGGUAUGCUGAAGCGAUGCCAGGGUCUGAACCAGGAGGUGGCUGAGCUUAACCUGAAGGAGAAGAGGUUGGAUGACUUGAUCCAGAGCUGUGCCUUGGACCUCAAAAAGCUAACAGAAGACUCGGAAAACCAAAGAUUAAAUUAUGUGACUUAUCAGGACAUCAGAAAGAUCCAGAGUUUCAAAGGCCAAGUGGUAAUAGCUGUGAAAGCUCCUCCUGAAACCAGGUUGGAAGUAUCCGAUCCUUAUGAUAAUUUCCAGAUACAUUUAUUAAGCUCUAAAGGCCCUAUUGAGGUUUAUUUAUGUCCAGAUGACGCUGGAACAUCUAAUAGUCCAUUGAAAGCUGCGAGUCAAGAGCAUUCUAGGAGUAUUUCCCAGUCACAUGUCUGUGAUUUUGAUAUUUCAAACAGUCAGCAUGGUGACAGUUCGGGUUUACACUUUUCACCAUUAACGUCAUUGAACAAUAUUCUGCAGCAAACUGAAGAUCAGAUUUCAUUGCCAAUGGAAGAAGAAGGACUGUUUGUCAAUCUGUCUCCAUCAGCUGCACAGGAAGAGUACCUACUGAGCAUUGGUGAUAAAGCAGGAAUCAGUGAUCUGUUUGACUGUGAUGUUAAUGGGCUUUUCCCAUUGGAAGAUUUUUGUAUGACCAAUUAAGUAUUUUCUUUUUGAAGUAUAGAAUAACUGCUACCAAUGAUGGACCUAGAAACAGAAUGUAAGCUUGGUAGCUGGUGAGUGAUAAAGGGAAAUAUGUACCAGUUACAGGAAUAGUAAUAGAAGUUUUUGCCAGUAAAACCACAGCCAGUUGUAUUGAUGUUAAUCUCUACUGAUUGUCAGCAACUGAGGUGAUAUUUGCUGGUAUUUCAAAUUAUGUAUUCGCAUGAAAUGAAAUGUCACUAUUGAAUACCAUACACAUCUAAUAAUGGAGUUCUUGUGUUGGCUUUUGGCAUGUAUGAUGCAAAAAUUCAUGCUCAAAUUAUUUCAAGACCUCGUAACCUUUCUGACGAGUCUUCCAAGGCGAAUUUAUCAGCUGUGAAAAUGUUCUUGAUGGUCUGAGACGUGUGAUAGGUUUGCCUUUGGUCUUUCCUGAAAGAACCUGCUAUAGCUAUAUUGACAGUCGUUUGUGUGGUCUGUGGUUAAGUUGAAUGUGGCAAUUUCAGUACAUGUUGAUUUGUUUGGUUAUCAUUGCUGAGCAAAUAGAGGAAAAAUAUCUUAUGAAAAGUGCAAAUUAAAGUUCAAAAACAAUUGUAGAUAUGAUUUCUUGUUUACAAUUAAGACUGAAUUUUGGUUUGAUUUUUAGAAGUAGUCUUGGCAGCAACUGCCAAGUUAAUGAGUGCAGCUGGGUUUUUCCAUGCAUUUUCUUUUCUUCCAUUGUAUGCCAUGAAUGAAACGAGAUCGAAAGUUAAUUCUAGCUGCUGCUUCCUAAUUUUGGGACCGUGCUUCUUGGCUUAUUGCCGACAUUUGGCUUGUGGAGGAUUACUUAACAUUUGUGUUAUUGUAUCUCUGAUGUGAGGGAUACUACUCUAAAACAAUGCCCUAUUAAUUUUAAUGCAAAGGAUUAUCUAGUACACUUUGUAUUUCAUAAUGCUUUGCUAUUGUAU
Messenger RNA from Hemiscyllium ocellatum (epaulette shark), 2398 nucleotides. Its product is annotated as transcription factor E2F3-like. The transcript has 7 exons. Gene Ontology annotation, cellular component: RNA polymerase II transcription regulator complex. NCBI's taxonomy places the organism in Eukaryota, Metazoa, Chordata, Chondrichthyes, Orectolobiformes, Hemiscylliidae. The record is from RefSeq and is a predicted model, not a curated record. Bases 198 to 1454 code for a protein of 418 amino acids. Gene Ontology annotation, biological process: regulation of transcription by RNA polymerase II. Gene Ontology annotation, molecular function: protein dimerization activity; DNA-binding transcription factor activity, RNA polymerase II-specific; RNA polymerase II cis-regulatory region sequence-specific DNA binding.